This is a messenger RNA of Chara braunii, 1226 nucleotides long. The record is from the annotation of a GenBank genome assembly. Lineage: Eukaryota; Viridiplantae; Streptophyta; Charophyceae; Charales; Characeae.
GUGCCGACAACCGUCGCAACCCAUGCAUGGCGGGUUGUCCGCUCCCUCGCCCAUGUCGGUGAGGCGGUCUGCUGUCGAGCCCUCACCUUCGAUGGCAGAUGUGCAAGGAGAGGAUAUGGAUGAGGGGUGGYCUGUCCACAGUGCAACUUCAUCGCCUGCCGGCUUGCAAGGUCAUUCCUUUGGUGGCGGGGAAGAUGAGUUGGUUUGCGACUAUGAAGUUGAAGGUGAUGGCGGUGACAUUGAUGGGCAAAACUUUGACAACGUGCAGGAGGAUAGGGACAGUGCUAGUGCUGGCCAGAGAGAUGGGGGCGAGAAUGUGGUUGGGCCCCGAAGCAGCAAAUUGAUGGCCGAGGAUGACGCCCUUAUGGCCGACGCUGACGGGCAGCAUCGGUUCAAGAGGAGGAAGGAUCGAUAUGAGUGGGUGCAUGAUCGGAUGGCGGAGCAGGGGUAUCCGCACAUGUCGGUGGAGGAUUGUCGUAAGAAGUGGCAGGGCAUGCUGGCGGCAGCGAAGUUGAUUCUCGACAAGUGUGAGAAUGCUUCGGGCAAACCUUCGUACUGGGACAUGACCGUUGAGGAGCGGAAGGCGGAGCAGGUGCCACUAAGUUUUCAGAAAGCUCUGUGGGAAGCGAUGGAGUGGAAACUCAAUCGGCCAUCCAUCAAGUGUGACAAGACGCUGGCGUCCGAGAACCAGCCAGGUAACGCGGGGGGGAAUUCAACGUCUGGCGGUCCAGCACAACCGUCGUCGGGCAGGAGUGUUUCCGACAGUAAAGCAAUGGAGGAUUCGGACCAAGCAGCGAAGACCCGAAGGACGAACACCGGCAAAACUAGGAUGGACGACACGAUCAGCGGUGGGACAGCAUUGGGUAGGGCGAUUGAGGACACGAUACGGUCGUACGGCGAGGGUUUGGAUAAGGCCGCUACCACUCUGGCGAAGGCAACGUCGGAGGCAGGCUCGGUGAUUGCGGCGAAGAUCAGUGACGUGGCAGAUGCCAUGCGUGGGGGGAACACUGUCCUUGAGAUGCUCGUGGGGGUUCUUGUGAGGCACGGGGGUAGGGGAAACAAUGUUGCAUACGAGAGGGCGGAUAUAGACUCCUCGACGCGUUAUAACUCCUCUAUCUAUAUGGCUUGUCGUUUCCCCGUCCCGACAUCCACGCCGGGUGUCCCGUCCCACGCCUGAUGUCGUCGGGGACAUCGUCCACUAUCGAGUCUCCGCCAUCGCCGAAGAG